AACAACAACAACAACAGCACCAACAACAACAACAACAGCAGCAGCACCAACAACAACAACAACAGCAACAACAGCAUCUCCAAUAACCACUCCACGUUACAUAGUUGCAAUGAGCUUUGUGAUGACCAAAACCUACAUUACUGAUUACAGCAACCCUCAAACUGAAGCUUACCAGACGCUAGCUGCUUCCAUUGUUAGCUGGUCCACACCAAUCUACCAAGCGAAAUAUGGGUCAAGGUUCUUCCGAGUCGUUGUCAUAUCGCUGAGGGCCGUGGCCCGUUAUCGCGCAGACAACACAGAGGCAGAGAUGAAUGUGGAGUUUGAUCAGUCUGUACCAGACACUGUCCCUGACACAACGGAGGUGCUCGAGCAACUGAAACAGCAGCCCAGCCCCGCCAACCUGUCUGUGGACACAAGCACCAUCUCUGUUCUCCACGAGCCACAGAUGAUUGCCAAUGUUCCGUUCACCAUCACCAAUGAGUCUUCUGCCAUUACUCUGGCCGCUGUCAACUCAACUGCCUACCGUGAUACGACAUCCAAAAUUAAAUCUGAGCUGGAGCCCUUCUUUUUGGAAGAUUAUUCUACAAACUUUGUCUCUUUGAACCCCACAACAUACACGGAUGGGACAGUUUACGCAAACUCCUAUGUAACCCAAUCAAACCUCUACUUCACAUACAACGCCACAUUACCAAGUGCAACCGCCAUAUACAACACCAUGAUGCGAGCAGCAGCAAGUGGAAACCUGACUAUUAACAUUGUCUCAGUAAAUGGCACAGCCGUCAGCUCAGGAGACAUCACCAGCAGGAUCAGUCUUGGAACCACCUUCAGCCUCACCCUCCUGGCCAUCAUUGCCACGCAGUCCUGGUAGACGCCCCGUGUGCCUGCCCCCCCCCCCCAAUACUCCCCAUGAAGGAAAUGUUUCCACUUUUGACAUUUGACAGGCAUUACAUUUGCAUAGCCCGGAUUGACUGAAGGCCUGUAAACACAGGAAAAGGGGUUGCAAUGGACUUUGUUUUUAUUGAAACGACCAAUAGUAUAAUUUUAUGCUGUAUCAUUCAUUAUGUAGUGUCAGUGAUUAUUUAUAACUUUAUUUAUCCAUGUAUUUAUUGGACAUAGCAUAUACGUUGUGAGGAAUGUGAAUAUGUUGGAAUAAGAGAGAACGUGUAUGGUGUCUGUAUGUAAGUGUGUGUGUGUGGUGUGCCUGUGUGUGUCUCUGUGUGUGUGUGUGUGUUUUAACUUUAUCUGUUGUACUAACCAGUUUGCAUAUCUUGUAUAGAGGUUUCUGACAAAAAUAUGUAUAUCAUAAAAUAAAAAGAUUAAUGGCAAGAGCAAAAUGA
Messenger RNA from Alosa sapidissima (American shad), 1337 nucleotides. RefSeq lists its product as uncharacterized. The transcript has 7 exons. Lineage: Eukaryota; Metazoa; Chordata; Actinopteri; Clupeiformes; Clupeidae. The record is from RefSeq and is a predicted model, not a curated record. The coding region runs from base 110 to 868 and encodes 252 amino acids.